AUGGGAGACAAUCAUGGUGAUGACAAGAACAUUGAGAUAUGGAAGAUUAAGAAGCUGAUUAAAUCCCUCGAAGCUGCUAGAGGUAAUGGAACUAGCAUGAUCUCACUCAUCAUGCCUCCGCGUGAUCAGGUCUCUCGUGUUGCCAAGAUGUUGGGUGAUGAGUAUGGAACCGCAUCAAACAUCAAGAGCAGAGUCAAUCGCCAAUCUGUUUUGGGCGCCAUUACUUCUGCCCAGCAAAGGCUGAAACUUUACAACAAGGUCCCUCCCAAUGGCCUCGUGCUCUACACUGGCACUAUUGUCAACGACGAAGGCAAAGAGAAGAAGGUUACGAUUGAUUUUGAGCCGUUCAAGCCAAUAAACAAUACACUCUACCUCUGUGACAACAAGUUUCACACCGAAGCUUUGAACGAAUUGCUGGAGUCUGAUGACAAGUUUGGUUUCAUUGUGAUGGACGGAAACGGGACUCUCUUUGGAACUCUGAGCGGUAACACCCGAGAGGUGCUUCACAAGUUUUCUGUUGAUCUUCCGAAGAAACACGGAAGAGGAGGACAAUCAGCUCUUCGGUUUGCCCGUCUCCGUAUGGAGAAGCGUCACAAUUACGUGAGGAAAACUGCUGAGCUUGCCACACAGUACUACAUCAAUCCUGCAACAAGCCAACCUAACGUGGCUGGCCUGAUACUUGCCGGUUCAGCGGAUUUCAAGACUGAACUGAGUCAGUCAGAUAUGUUUGAUCCCCGUCUCGCUGCAAAGAUACUAAACGUGGUGGAUGUGUCAUAUGGAGGAGAGAACGGCUUCAAUCAGGCCAUCGAGCUGUCAUCUGAAAUCUUGGCGAAUGUAAAAUUCAUUCAAGAGAAGCGUUUGAUUGGGAAGUACUUUGAGGAGAUAAGCCAGGACACCGGGAAGUAUGUUUUUGGCGUGGAUGACACAUUGAACGCUCUGGACUCUGGUGCUGUUGAAACAUUGAUUGUGUGGGAAAAUCUUGACAUCAACAGAUAUGUGUUGAAGAACAUUACAACCGGCAAAAUGGUGAUAAAGCACUUCAACAAAGAACAAGAGGGGAACACGGAGAAUUUCAAAGAAGGCAACAACGACUUGGAUGUGGAGGAGAAGAUGUCGUUACUAGAAUGGCUGGCUAAUGAAUACCGGCGUUUUGGUUGUGCGCUUGAGUUUGUAACCAACAAAUCACAGGAAGGGUCUCAGUUUUGCAGAGGGUUUGGAGGGAUCGGAGGGAUACUUCGUUACCAGCUUGACCUGACUGCCUUUGAUUCCGAUGAUGGAGAGGUUUAUGAUGAUGAUUUUGAAUAG
Arabis nemorensis is the source of this 1305-nucleotide messenger RNA. Lineage: Eukaryota; Viridiplantae; Streptophyta; Magnoliopsida; Brassicales; Brassicaceae. The record is from the annotation of a GenBank genome assembly.